AUUAGUCUAUUAUCAUAGGGCUCAAAAACGGCCGCUCGCUUCGAUCUCGUGCUAAGUUUGAAAAUGCAUUAUUUUAUGAAAAUAUGGGACUACUAGAUUACCGAAUGGUAUGUUGGCAUUUCUGUAAAUUAUUUUUUUCCGAAAAACAGCCACGUCAAGAUCGCGGAUGGAGCAAUUUUUGAAAAAUUCGUAUCUCCAUUAUUAAUUGAUCAAUUUUUUAUUUUAAAAAAAGAAAUUAUUUGGGAAAGUCUAUAUUUUGAUAAAAAAAAUGUUUCAACUACAAAUAUUCUAUAUUGAAAGGAAAUUUCCCCAAAAAUUUUAAAAAAAACAUAUUUUUUUUUUUAAUUAUUUUUUUCUUACCAUUUUUAUUUCUAUAAUUAUGAAUUUUCCAGAGAAAAGUUUCAGAUAAAAAAUGCACAGAAUUUUCUGCUGAAUCAAAUUAUAUAUAAUUUAUUAGAGGUUGAUACAAUUAUACUACUGAAAGUGUAAAAAAUAGGAUGAGCGGCAUUGCUACGCUCAACAAAUACGAAAACGUGGCGCCGUCGGCGUCGUUCCCGGCGCGCCCAUAGAAAUCGAGCUUUUUCGCAUUGACCGAUAUAAAUAAUAUCUAUAAUAAAUGCUUCCAAAUUCAAAUAGGUUAAGACUUUGUUGAUUACCUUAAUCAUUUUUAGUCUAUACAUAUUUAUAUAUAUUUAGAUAUUAUCCGUGGAAAAUGGCAUUUGAUUUUAGUGUUUGUUUUGUGUGUCAAAAGCGCGUUAUUAAAAGUCAGGACGUAUUAGCAACACAAGAUUCAUUGUCUAAAAUUAAAAUAGCAGUGGAAAAAAGAGUGCAAUAUGGCGAUAAAAAUAUUGUUCUUCAAAAAUUACAAAAAUUAUUUAGUGAAUGUGAAACAGAAAAUAUGCUUGCCAAAAAACCCACUUAUCAUAGAAAAUGUUAUUCAGAACUUACGAAUAAAACUAACUUAGAAAGACUGAAAAAAAAAGUUAAUGUUGUGUCAUCAAAAAAUUCCACCACGCAUAUGAUGAGGCCUAGUAGAAGCACUUUCGAUAGUGAAAAAUGUGUUCUCUGUCAGGAGGUAAGAAAUGAAAACUUAUAUAAUAUUUCAUCCACAAAUAUGUCAGCGAAAUUAAAACAAAUAGGAAUUUGCACCUCAGACCUUACAUUGAAACAGAGAUUAAUAUUAAUUGCCACAAACGAUGAUCCACUUGCCGCUGUAGUGUAUGAUAUGAAAUAUCAUUUGAGCUGUUUUCGAAAACAUGAAAGAGCUUCAGUUACUGCUGAAUGCUCUCAGACACAGAGAGAUACUACGAUAAAUGCCACUGAUAUUGUUAACGCAGAAAUAAUUUGUUUUGUAAAAAAUACGCUUCUGGGCCACAAUGAGACAAGUCGUUUUUUAGACAUGAAUGUCAUUCAAAAAAAAUAUAUUAGUUUUUUGGCAAAUUCAGGCAUUGAACCUCAAGCAGAUAGAAACUACAAACCCUUUUUAAAAAACCUUUUGUCCGAUAAUAUACCCACAAUAGUUUUCUAUAAACCGAAAAAGAAAACCGAUCCAGAACAAGUUUUAUUAAACAGUACAUUAAAUGAAACUGUAAAUAUUGGACUUGAAGCUAAAAAGCAACUUAAGUUACAAAAAAUAAGUGAGGCUGCUAAAAUGAUUCGAGAUGAAAUACAAUCAAAUACAAAGUGGAUUUUUCAAGGGAGUUUUGACAAUUAUACUGAUCCGCCAGUUUUAUUUUAUUUUACAAAAUUGGUAUUGUUCGGGCAUAAUUGCAUUACCGAGAGUCCAGAAGGAAAAAAAUCUGUAUCUAUGGUUUGUCAGCAUAUUCUUCAAGCAUCUGUCAGUGAUAAACAAGGAAAAAAUAUUUCUUCUGAAUGGAGGAGGUCUAUAGAAACACCAUUAAGUGUGGGUUUAGCGUUGGAUGUGCAUAAAAAUUUUAGAUCUAAAAAAAUGAUAGAUACUUUGCACAAGUUGAAUCUUUCAAUAGAUUAUCAGAAAGUUUUGCGAAUAGAAGAUUCACUCAAAAGUUCUUUAUAUACAAGGCUUCAAGAAAUUAAUAUAGACGUAUGCCCACCAAAUUGGCUCAGUAAGAACAAAUUUUUAUGGUUUGCAAUUGAUAACAUAGAUUUCUUAGAAGCAACUCCUAGUGGCAUGGAUACGUUGCACGGCACUGUUACAGCAAUUAUUCAAGAAGAAACUACUCCAACAGAAAAAAAUCUUGUUCUACCAAAACUAGUUUUAGAUAGGAGUACUAGUAAUAUUAAAAGCUCCGAAAAAUUAUUUCACAAUCACAAUAGUUUUAGGUUUCCAAAUCCAGCACCUAAGAAACUGGAAUCCAUCAUUUGUGGGUCUAACAUAAACUUUUCUAAUGAUAACUUAUGCUGGAUUAUAAGUUCAAUAUCGGGUUCCCCAGAAACUACACUGGGCACAUGGUCAUCCUUUAAUUCUCUCAAGUCAUUUUCCUCCAAAAAAUGUAACGUUUCAUUAUUAGCACCUUUAAUUCCAUUCCCACCUACAAUACAUGACAUUCUCUAUAAGGCAAUUAAAGAAGCUCAAGCAGUAAAUUACUUAGCUAACGGAAAUAAUGCUGUCACUGUAAUCACGUUUGAUAUGCAGCUUUAUGAUUUAGCCAUGAAAAUUUGGGUUGCAGAUGAAAAUAUUCAGAAACAGUAUAUUUUUAGACCUGGAGAACUUCAUGUUACGUUUUGGGCUUUGGCAGCUUUAGGAAAGUACAUAGAAGGAAGUGGUAUCGACCAAGCCUGGAUAGAGGCAGGAAUGUAUAGUGCAUCGACUGUGAGUAGAAUACUGGAAGGCAAACAAUACUAUCGAAGCCUAGAAGCACACAUGACAACCGUACUGGCAUUAUGUGACUUUUUCAUUGAAAAAAUUAUAUCCAAGCCCGAAAUCAUAGAUUACUACCGUUCGCGUUCCACAGAACUUUUAAAUAUAUACAAGGAAAUAAAUAACAAAAAUAUGGACGCCACUUUAAAGGAACAAUUUCGAGGUUUAGUGAAAAACUUUGGAAAUUUAGAUCAACAUUUCAGUAAUACAUACUCAAACAGUAAAGGAACCUUUAAAUUCAUUUGCAAUUACAUCAAGCAGUUUGAAACUAUUUUAACUUAUAUAAAAGCAACGAGAGAAAAACAAUUCGAUCUUCAUCUUGAAAACACGGACGCUCUUAUAAAAUACUUUUUCGCACAUGAUCAUCUGAGUUAUGCAAGACUUCUGCCACUAUAUUUAUCUUCUAUGGCAUUUGUAAGAAAACACCAUCCAGAAAUAUGGCAAGAAUUUGUUUCAGGAAAUUUUUCAGUUUCAAAAUCAGAUAUACCAUUCACAGCAAUUGGACCAGACCAUGCAAUUGAACACGAAAAUAGAAAAUUAAAAGUUUCUGGAGGAAUUGUAGGAAUAACGAAGAAUAUGUCGGCUUUAAAUAGAUAUUUUAUGAUUGCUUCGGAACUCUCUCAAAUAACUGACAAGUUUCAAGAACUCAUAUCUCCAGGUAGAGAAACUAAAAACACUAUCCAUCAUGAAUUUCAUAGCCCUACAGAACAAAGAAUUAAAACCAAAUAUUUGGCAUUGAAGGAAGUAUUCGCUACCCAUAUCUCUGAGAUGCCUGAAAACGGUGAGGUAUGUAAUCUUCUCACUGGUAAAAUUUUAGACAAACAAAUAGCAAAUGAUAUUUUAAAUAGAGAUGAAUUAGGUAAAGAAAGAUAUAAGAUUUUUGAAAAUGAGAGAAUAACUGAAGGGAAAAAAGGUAUUUGGGAUCCAAUGCAGCGUAUGAAAUUGAAUACAUUUAAAAAUUCAAAUGCAAAGUCUAAAACGAAACAGGACGAAAAAAUUUUAGAAAUAAGAGAAGAAAGAAGUCUACUACAGCGAUUACUUUUAGUAUCUAGGACUCGUCAAGAUAUUGACCUGAAAAAAGCUGUUGGAGAAUAUGAAUUUGGUUCGAUUCCUCGGUCCUUAUUUGCUGCUGAUGGCAGUUUACUUCUUCCAACUGAUAAAUUUAAACUGAUGCAAAAACUGGAAGACAUUUCGAAAAAUAGCGAAAUUGAUGCCAAUAUAGUAGAUAACUUAUUAGUUAAAAACAGAUCAGUUAUUCUAGUAGACGGGAUGGCUUUGGUUCAAUGUAUUUCGAAAUCUCCCAGUAUGAAGACAUGUAAAGAUUUUGCCAAUGUUUUUGUCUCUAUGCUUACCGAACUUAGUAAAGCACAUGAUGAAGUACACUUAAUUUUUGAUACCUACAAAGAGAACUCGUUGAAACACAUAACUAGAACCAAAAGGACUAAAAAAUAUUCUGGCGCGUGCUAUCAUGUAUCAGAUGGAUCAAUAAUACAAAAUAUUACACUUAAGGAUUUUCUCUCAAACAUAAAAACCAAGAUGGAACUGACUGAAUACCUUGCCAAAAAAGUUCUAGGAUGUGGAAAUUUUAAACACGUUGUUGUCUCAUACAACAACAACACAAUUUCAAACAUGCCUCUAGAUAAUUUGGAAGACAAUAACCACGAAGAAGCGGACACAAUUUUAAUACUACAUGGAGUUCGCGUAACUCAACGAUAUGGAAAAGAGAUACAAAUGACUGUUUAUAGUCCUGAUACAGACGUUUUCGUCCUUCUUGUUAGUUUUUAUGAGAACUUGCCUGAUAAACUCCGAAUGAUAACCAAUAAGGGAAAAAUAAAAAAGGAAAUAGAUAUCGCUAAAGUGGCUAAAACCAUAAGUAUUGAGCAUAAAACAGCAUUAAUUGGUUUCCAUGCGUUUACCGGAACCGAUAUAACAGGAAGAUUUUCGAGAAUCAGUAAAGAAUUUUGCUCUAUAGUGUUCUUGGAAUUGGACAAAUCAUCUCCGAUCCUAAGAUCACUUGCAUUAUUGGGAACUAAGAAUACAUAUAGCACAGAAAUGAUGGAAAGCCUAGAAGAAUUUGUGUGUUUACUAUACAGAAAUAAGGUAAUCAAAAACCUCGCGGACUUGCGUUGGUAUCUUUUUUCAACAAAAAACCAAGAAGGCGAAAAUCUACCACCAACAGUUGAUGCACUGAACCAACAUAUCCUAAGAGCAAAUUACAUUGCUGCUGUCUGGAGAUGCGCAUCUGAAUCCAAACAAAAUCUUCCGGAAGUGAGAUUUUCUGGGUGGCAUCAAAAUAAUGAAUAUUUGGAACCAGUUCCUAUGCUAAGUCCACCAGCACCAAAGGCAAUAAUCAAGCUGAUUAAAUGUGGCUGCAAAAAGGGAUGUGGAACCAAUACAUGUUCCUGUAAAAAAAAUAAAAUAGUCUGUACUGAGGCUUGCGGAUGUUCAGUAGCAGAAUUUCCGUGUUCGAACGGAGAUUUAUUGACACCAGUAAUUAUAGAAGAGGAUGAAGAUUACUCUUGCUCAGGUGAAGAUAGAUGUUUUAACGCAGGCUUCAAUAAACAAAAAUUUAUUUUCAGAUGAUGAAGACAUGGAUAACUAUUGAGCCAAAUAAUUUUUUUCAAAUUUAUGUUUCAUUAAAUAUAUCAAAGAAUCAAUUUUUAUUUUUUUUCUAUAUAUGUAAUAAUUUUUUUAUGUAUUGAUCGCAAAUAUGUAAUUAAGAAUAAAUUCCCAAAUGUCAUUUUUGAACACUUGUUAAUAUACACCGUUGGAUUCAGCAGAAAAUUCUGUGCAUUUUUCAUCUGAAACUUUUUUCUGAAUAAUUUAUAAUUAUAGAAAAAAAAAAUUUGUGAAAAAAAUUAUUAAAAAAAAAUAUGUUUUUUUUUUUAAAUUGUUGGGAAAAUUUUCUUCUAGUAAUAAAUAUUUAUAGUUGAAACAUUUUUUUAAUUAAAAUAUAGACUUUUCCAAGUAAUUUCUUUUUUUGAAAUAAAAAAUUGAUCAAUAAAUAACGGAGAUACGAUUUUUUUAAAAAAUUGCUCCAUCCGUGAUCUUCAAGUGGCGGUUUUUCGGAAAAAAAUAAUUUACAAAAAUGCCAACAUACCAUUUGGUAAUCUAGUAGUCCCAUAUUUUCAUAAAAUAAUGCAUUUUUAAACUUAGCACGAGAUCGAAGCGAGCGGACCCUAUGAUAAUGGACUACAUGUA
This is a messenger RNA of Ceutorhynchus assimilis (cabbage seed weevil), 6040 nucleotides long. The record is from the annotation of a GenBank genome assembly. NCBI's taxonomy places the organism in Eukaryota, Metazoa, Arthropoda, Insecta, Coleoptera, Curculionidae.